UGUCCCGAAGGUUGCGCAGCUGGUGCUCAUUGUCGUUCUGAGAUUAUACGGUUGAACUUGAUCUGGAUAAUUCCAGCGAAAGGACUCAUGCGUGCUUUCCUUUUUCUGCCCCCACCCUUUGCUUUGCAUUCACCUGUGAUCCCUAGCUACUGAGACUGGACCUGUUCUUUCAAUCUGGGUCCUGUCCUGGCGGUCUCGUCGACUCACACAUUGCGCCCGUGCGGGACGAUACUGACUGGAGGUUUAUAGAAAUGGAAGGAAAAGAUGGGCGUCCCGCCCUACCGGCUGUCCAUGACAAGACAGAGCUCGGUAUCGCCUGCUCAGAUCAGCCUGGAGAAAUCCUAGUGGACGAUCGUGUUCCGGAUUAUGAUUCGCGACAGCAUGGCUGGACUCUCCCAGGGCGCAUCGGGGCAGCCGUGAGAAGUUUUGAAAAGCAGCUCGUUAGUUACAAUCUCGAAGCUCGAGGGAUACAGCGUGUAGAGGAGAGUGAACGUAUCCAAUUGUCAUGGCUGCCUUACCUGCAGUCGUUCUUGCUGUGGGUUUCGAUUAAUCUGGCCGCCAAUAAUAUCACUCUGGGCAUGCUUGGUCCUGCGGUCUAUUAUCUGAGCUUCCUUGACUCAGCUCUUUGUGCAGUGCUUGGAGCGCUUGUGGGAUCUUUGGUGGCUUCAUGGUGCGCCACGUGGGGUCCAGUCUCUGGAAAUCGAACAAUGGUGUUUGGGAGAUAUUCCAUGGGUUGGUGGCCAAGCAAGAUUGUGGUCUUACUGAAUCUCAUUCAAAUGAUUGGAUACUGUAUGAUCGAUUGCGUGGUUGGAGGACAGAUCCUAUCUGCAGUUUCGCCUGGAGGCAGCAUGUCGGUUGCUGUUGGAAUUGUAAUUGUGGCCGUCAUCAGUUGGGCAGUAGCCACAUUUGGUAUCCAGAUCUUCCACUACUAUGAACGUUUCGCGUUUCUGCCUCAACUGAUAGUGGUGCCCAUUUUAUACGGCACAUCAGCGAAGAAAUUCGACCUGUCAGCGCCUUCCCAAGGAGAUCGCCGUACUCUUAUUGGCAAUAGACUAUCGUUCUUCUCAAUUUGCUUGAGUGCUGCUAUUACAUACAGUCCCUUAGCAGCAGACUUCUUCGUCUACUAUCCCACGCGCACUUCCAAGCCAACCCUUUUUAUUCUAUCGCUGUUGGGCCUGAUGACGUCCUUCACAUUGGCUUUCCUUGUCGGAAUUGGACUAGCAAGCGGUAUCGCUACUCAUCCUGAAUAUGCCGCGGCAUGGAAUACAGGCGCCGGCGCUCUCAUCGUCGAAGGGUUCGGCCCUCUUCACAACUUUGGCAAGUUCUGCUCCGUGGUUGUUGCACUAGGCUUGGUCGCGAACACCAUCGCACCAACAUACUCCUCCAGUAUUGACUUCCAGAUCCUUGGCCGGUACGCAGAGAAGGUUCCGCGAGUCAUCUGGAACACAUUCGGCGUUAUCAUUUAUACUGUUUGUGCCCUCGCUGGUCGUGGUCACCUAUCCGAGAUAUUCACUAAUUUCCUCGCCCUCAUGGGAUACUGGGUUGCCAUCUGGUUCGCCAUCCUCCUCGAGGAACGUUACAUCUUCCGACGCCGUGCUGGCUAUAACUGGGCCGCUUGGAACGAUCCAUCCAAGCUCCCCAUUGGAAUUGCCGCCUUUAUCGCAUUCGUUGUCGGCUGGGUCGGUGCUGUCCUCUGCAUGGCACAGGUCUGGUACGUAGGACCUAUUGCCGGUCUUGUAGGAGAAUACGGUGCCGAUAUGGGCAACUACGUCGGUUUUUCCUGGGCCGCCAUCGUAUACCCACCAUUACGAUACAUCGAACUUCGCUUCUUCGGUCGUUAGCGCUCUUCUCUUCAGCAUGAGCAUAUAUUCCUGCUAUAGAUGACGCCAUCAAACAUAUCCACGUGUGAUGUUUUGUCGAUAUGUGCAUAAACCAACUUUUCCUGCUGAGAAUGGUUUCGAUUAUUAGACAUCAUCUUGGAAAAAAUUAGAGCUAAAAGGUCCGUCGCAUUGUCAAGAGUACAUAGAUCGUCUCCUUUUCUUCUGAUACUUAUAUAUUGGUUUUCCUGUAUGUAUAUGCAGCUUUAUUU
Paecilomyces variotii is the source of this 2089-nucleotide messenger RNA. RefSeq names its product putative nucleoside transporter. The record is from RefSeq and is a predicted model, not a curated record. Gene Ontology annotation, cellular component: fungal-type vacuole membrane; plasma membrane. The transcript is spliced from 6 exons. NCBI's taxonomy places the organism in Eukaryota, Fungi, Ascomycota, Eurotiomycetes, Eurotiales, Thermoascaceae. Gene Ontology annotation, biological process: transmembrane transport. Bases 252 to 1841 code for a protein of 529 amino acids. Gene Ontology annotation, molecular function: transmembrane transporter activity.